Emericellopsis atlantica is the source of this 2035-nucleotide messenger RNA. RefSeq names its product aromatic and neutral aliphatic amino acid permease. The transcript has 3 exons. Gene Ontology annotation, biological process: amino acid transmembrane transport. Gene Ontology annotation, cellular component: vacuolar membrane. The record is from RefSeq and is a predicted model, not a curated record. Lineage: Eukaryota; Fungi; Ascomycota; Sordariomycetes; Hypocreales; Bionectriaceae. Bases 379 to 1821 code for a protein of 480 amino acids. Gene Ontology annotation, molecular function: amino acid transmembrane transporter activity.
AUUUUUUACGUCAAAGCGUGUUUGAAGCUUCUUUUGCAAAGGCACUCGCGAGUUUCCAUCUCGUAGGAUUCUCGUCAAUUUCACCCUUUAUUACGUUUCUCCUGCGCGGCCUCCUCUCGACAAGGGACCUUGCAUAGUCGCCAAUAACCCCUUUUGCCUGCCUCGCUGCCGCCCGCUUCAUCACAUUACCCCGUGGGGGAUCGACUCUGGAUCCGACGGGCCUGCCCUCGACUUGCAAAACACUGGCGCUGGUGGAACUCUCUGUGUCAUCACUCCGAAGCCGCAGAAACCUUGUCUGAUAAAAAGGACUGCCUUCCCCGGCCCAUCUCGGACGCACCCCUUCAAAACACAUUCGUCGCUCCCUCAAACAUCAUCAACAUGGCUGAGAACACUGCCGCCGCACCGGACAGCAACAUCAACAGCAACCAGGCAAACGAUGCUGCCGAUCUCGAAAACAACAAGAAGACCACGGGGUCCGACUCGGGCACCGUGAGCACGCCUGAAGACGACCAAGAAGAUGCCGGCAACCAGACAGCAAAUUCAGAGCAAGCCGCUCUGAUCGACUUCAAGACCCUCGAAUGGUGGCAGGGCGGCAUCAUUCUCAUUGCAGAAACCGUCUCCCUCGGCAUUCUAUCCCUGCCCUCGGUGCUGGCCAGCGUCGGUCUGGCCCCCGGCAUCGCGCUGAUCGUGCUCAUGAGUGUCCUGUCGACAUACUCGUGCGUCGUGCUCGGCGAGUUCCGCAAGGCGCAUAUGGACGUGGAGAAUUUCGGCGAUGCGGUUGAGGUCAUUAGUCACUCGCUCGGUCCCCUGGCGGCCAAGGUGCUCCAGGAAUUCUUCGGCUGGGCGCAGAUGAUCUUCCAAGUGCUGGUCGCCGGAAGCCACAUUCUGACAUGGACCAUAUGUAUGAACACAUUGACCGACAGUGGUGCCUGCACCGUUAUCUGGGCCUUUGUCGGUCUGGGGAUUUUCUGGUUCCUCAACUUCCCGCGAACAUUGAGCUAUGCCAGCUACAUGUCGAUUGCAUCCUGCCUUUCCAUCGUCAUUGCGACUUUGAUGACCGUGGGUGAUGUCUCGCGCACGCGUCCCAUUGGCAAUGGCCACAUUGACAUUGCGCGCUCGCUUGGUCUGCCACCAGCCAUGCUGGCUGUGACCAACAUUGCGGUUGCUUUCUCAAGCCAUUCUUGCUUCUUCAGCGUCUAUGGCGAAUUCAAGAAGCCUACCGACUGGCCCAAGGCGCUUGCCCUGCUCCAGAUUGUCGACACGUCGCUCUACCUGAUCGCAGCCAUUGUCAUCUACUACUACGUUGGGCCCGACGUCCCAUCACCCGCGCUCUCCGCCGCCGGCUCGGACGUCAUGCGCAAGGCCAUCUGGGGUGUCGCCAUCCCGACCAUUGUCAUUGCUGGCGUCAUUUAUGGUCACGUGGCCGCCGAAUACGUCUUCACCCGCAUCUUCCGUGGCACCAAGCAUGAGAUCAGGCGCACCUGGGUGUCCACCGUCUCCUGGCUGGCCAUCACCUUUAGCAUCUGGCUCAUUGCGACGGUCGUCUCACAGUCGAUUCCCGUCUUCAACAGCCUGCUCGGCCUUGUCGCGGCCCUGUUUGUGAGCUGGUUCUCCUACGGGUUGCCCGGCAUCUUCUGGCUGUGGAUGCACCACGGCAACUACUUUAACAAGGGGUGGGGUCAGGUUGCCCGUUUUGUUGGCAACAUUGUGUUGGUCGUCGUCGGUGCACUGCUGUGCGUCCUGGGGUUGUGGGCGUCCAUUGAGGCCAUUGCCCAGGAGAAGGGGAAUCAGCCUUGGUCGUGCGCGAGCAAUGCGGCAUAGAAAGCGUAUGCAGUUCGUAUCAAUCUCAUGAUUUUCAGUGAUUUAGAUUGUCGACGCUUGAUCUGAUCUGAGUGAGGUCACAAUUGAUGUUAACUGGGGUGGGCGAGCCAGCAGCCGGAAAAACUAUAUGCCGGCUCUGUCCACAGCGCUCCAGCUGCGCCACACCCGCGCCACACCUGCACAGCCACGUUCUCAUGCGUCAUUCCAGCUCAGC